AUGGUGUGGUGUGACCGUGGCGUCCAGAUGCUGCUGACCACGGUGGGCGCCUUCGCCGCCUUCAGCCUCAUGGCCAUCGCCAUCGGCACCGACUACUGGCUCUACUCCAGCGCCCACAUCUGCAACGGCACCAACAUCACGACGGACGAGGCGCAGGGGCCGCCGCGGCGGGCGCGGGGCGAUCUCACGCACUCGGGGCUCUGGAGGAUCUGCUGCCUCGAAGGAAUCUACAAAGGACAUUGUUUCCGGAUCAACCACUUCCCUGAAGACAAUGACUACGACCACGACAGCUCAGAGUACCUUCUCCGCAUCGUCCGUGCCUCCAGCGUGUUCCCCAUCCUAAGCACAAUUUUGCUGUUGCUGGGAGGACUCUGUGUCGGAGCAGGAAGGAUUUACAACAGCAAAAACAACAUUAUUCUCAGCGCUGGGAUUCUCUUUGUUGCAGCGGGUCUAAGUAAUAUCAUAGGGAUCAUUGUCUACAUAUCGAGCAAUGCAGGUGACCCAAGUGACAAGCGAGAUGAGGACAAAAAGAACCAUUACAACUAUGGCUGGUCUUUUUAUUUUGGAGCCUUGUCUUUUAUCGUGGCCGAAACCAUAGGUGUUCUGGCUGUGAACAUUUAUAUCGAGAAGAACAAAGAGCUGAGGUUUAAGACCAAGAGGGAAUUCCUUAAGACUUCUUCCAGUUCUCCCUAUGCCAGGAUGCCAAGCUAUAGGUACAGGAGGCGGAGGUCCAGAUCCAGCUCCCGAUCCACGGAGCCUUCUCCAUCCAGGGACAUUUCUCCAGUUGGCAUGAAGAUAGCAGGCACCAUCCCCAUGAACGAAAUUUCCAUGUACACCCUUUCCAGGGAGCCUUUGAAGGUCACCACGGCUGCCAGCUACAACGCAGACCAAGAAGCCAGUUUCCUGCAGGUCCACAACUUCCUCCAGAAGGAAUUUAAAGAAGGACUCCACGUCAACAUGGUCAACAGGAGAACGACUCCUGUUUGA
Messenger RNA from Cinclus cinclus, 987 nucleotides. RefSeq names its product calcium voltage-gated channel auxiliary subunit gamma 4 (gene CACNG4). Gene Ontology annotation, cellular component: voltage-gated calcium channel complex; postsynaptic density membrane; AMPA glutamate receptor complex. The record is from RefSeq and is a predicted model, not a curated record. NCBI's taxonomy places the organism in Eukaryota, Metazoa, Chordata, Aves, Passeriformes, Cinclidae. The transcript is spliced from 4 exons. Gene Ontology annotation, molecular function: voltage-gated calcium channel activity; channel regulator activity. Gene Ontology annotation, biological process: neurotransmitter receptor transport, postsynaptic endosome to lysosome; neurotransmitter receptor internalization; positive regulation of synaptic transmission, glutamatergic. The coding region runs from base 1 to 987 and encodes 328 amino acids.